AUGAGCUCACUUCUCAAGAAUAUUGCGUUUCAUCCGUUUCAUUUGGGAAAUAAUCAACAAUCAUCAUCAAAUAACAAUAAUAACACAUCAACUUCUACAACUACUCCGAGUGUAACCACCUCUCCCGUGAGGAAAAAUUCAAUAGCAAAAGAACAUCACCACGAUGAAGGACAAUCAACGACAUCGGGAUUGGAAGUUUCAUCAACCAAUACCUCCAAACAUUCCAGGCUUGGAUCGGGAAUGGCACCAAAUGCUUUGAUCAAUGAAAAUAAUUUAUCACAACAUUUUCAGCACUCAACUUCCUUGUCCAUGCCGAAACAGCAAGAGGAUCAAGAAAUGAAAAAGAAAUUAAAAAUUCUUAAAAAGGAAUAUUUAAAACAAAAAGCAGAGAUGGAAAGAUUGGCACAAAUAGCACUCGGACAACAGGAAGAAAUUAAACAUAAAGAUUUUCAAUUGAAGAAAUAUAAACAACAGUGUGAAGAACAAGCUUCAAAAAUUGGUGAAUUGGAAACGCAAUUACAAAUUGAGAGGGAAUUAUGUGAGGGUGCAAUACGGAUGAAAAAACAAACAACCUCCACUACCGAAAAUAACAAUAAUCAAUCAGCAAACACACAACAAACAGAAAAUGAUUUGUCACUUUUAUUGGAUGAAGGUCUGACCACAAAAGAUGUUAUGGAAAAAACGUAUCAGUUUUUGAAGGAUGAUACCUUUACGUUUAUGCUCAAUACCGAAGAAUAUCAGGAAGAAGAAACAAUAUCCUCGCUGAAACAAGAAAUAGCAGCUCUACGAGAAGAAAACUUUUAUUUACGAGAAGAGAAGCACAAGCUCAAUAAUGAGAAAGUUCACUUAUUUGAACUAGUUCAUCAAUUAACUCAACAACUUGGUCUCGGGAAUGAAGACAAAAAUUGA
Naegleria lovaniensis is the source of this 909-nucleotide messenger RNA. RefSeq lists its product as uncharacterized. The transcript has a single exon. Bases 1 to 909 code for a protein of 302 amino acids. Lineage: Eukaryota; Heterolobosea; Eutetramitea; Acrasida; Naegleriidae. The record is from RefSeq and is a predicted model, not a curated record.